AGAAUUUCAAAAAGCAACCAACAAUGGCUUUCCCGUUUCCACUUUCCAGCCUUUGGAAACCAAAAGAAAGAAAGAAAGAAAAGUCUCCAUCAACAAUGGCUCUCUAAUAUCUUCACUGGCCAAUCUCAUCCUUAGUCCCAAGUGGAUAAUCACCACAUGUACGCCAAUUUCGGUAGCAGAAGCAAAACAAGAAAAUAUGAAAGGAAUGAAGGGGAGAUUCCUAAGGAAACUGAAAUCCGUUUCCACAAUCACCACUCUCAAACAAGGCCUAGUUUUUCAUGUAAAUCCUUCCAAUCCAAACUUCCAAACACCACCAGUACUCUACAAAGAACAAGAACACAAGAACAACCAUCCAGACCUCAAUUCUAGCAAUAUCUGUGGAUCCAAGGCCUUAAAUGAUGUCAAAGAUGCAGAAAUCGAAUCAGGCGUUGACGGAGAAAGCCUUAGACCCCCCAUAAAGUCCAAAGACGUAGUGCCUGCCCAGCACAAAGCAGAAUUUGGGACUGCAUUGGUGUCUGUAGAGGUACAAUUACUGAAAGAAUCACAAGCCUUUGAGCCUAUAGUACUCAUGGAAGAUAGUUGGUGCAAUGAAGUGAAUAAGUUGAAGAGUGAAGAAUUUGCAACACUGUCAGGUUUUGAAGAGAAGUGUCCACCAGGAGGAAGCGAGUCAGUCAUUCUGUACACAACAAGUUUGAGAGGCAUCAGGAAGACAUUCGAGGACUGCAGCACUAUCCGGUUUCUGUUGGAAAGUUUUCGAAUCAUGUUCUACGAGAGGGAUGUUUCGAUGCAUCUGGAAUUCAGGGAAGAGCUGUGGAGGAUCCUGGGUGGCAGAGUAGUCCCACCAAGGCUUUUCAUCAAAGGAAGACACAUUGGAGGGGCUGAUGAGGUGGUCGGAUUGCACGAACAAGGGAAGCUCAAGAAGCUGUUGCAAGGGAUACCACUAAAUCCAUCCAAUUCUCCCUGCAAUGGGUGUGCCGGGUUUCGAUUUGUUUUGUGCUCCAACUGCAGUGGCAGUUGCAGGAUCAUCCCGGAUGAGCAGCUCAAUGAAUUGUCAAUUAGAUGCCCUGAGUGUAAUGAAAAUGGACUUGUUAAGUGUCCAGUUUGCUGCUAGAUAUCUAAUUUGUUUCUUUACUAUUGAUUUCUAGCUUAUGUAAUAUAUAUGAACUUCAAAACUUUCAUCUGUAUGGUACUAACAAACUAUGGAAAUUUUUUUU
Messenger RNA from Cornus florida, 1214 nucleotides. RefSeq lists its product as uncharacterized. The transcript has a single exon. Bases 197 to 1111 code for a protein of 304 amino acids. The record is from RefSeq and is a predicted model, not a curated record. Lineage: Eukaryota; Viridiplantae; Streptophyta; Magnoliopsida; Cornales; Cornaceae.